AUGCCGUCUGCCCUCGGAAACUCCUUUUGGCUCAAAGAAACUGCGAUGAUUGUGAAUAUUAUCUGUAAUUACACGGACUGUCCUCUCUGUGCUCAGGGAUCCAUCCAGCAGCUGCUCCUCAAGUCUGAUCCCACGGCUCCGGACGACCAGUGCGAAGAGGACGACCCCUAUGCUUCUGGGUUCGGCAGCGGAGACGAUUCUUACGAGGAUCUGGAACGACCUGACGAAGUGAAGAAAGCUGUGGAGGAGCGAGAAUACUCGGAGCUGUACCCAGAGCUGGAGGUCCACAGCACCCCAGUCCCAGCUCCUCCCACUGAGACGUCCAGAGGAGAAGAUGAUGAGGACAGCUACAUGGAGGAGACAUCGGGCCAGGAGCAGGAGACCAGCAGCCCAGUCUCUCCUCUGAGAUCCACUGCUGCCUCCACCACCAACACAUUGGUGCAGACGUCCAGGUCUCCAGGGCUGAAAGGGGAGAGAGGAGACCCAGGACUCCCAGGACCCCUCGGACCCCCUGGACCCUCCUCAAACGGGACCGGAUCUGGAGCUAGUCCUGGAGCCAGAGGACCUCAGGGACCACAAGGACCCACCGGAGCACCAGGGAAGGACGGGCUGUCGGGCAGUAAAGGAGACGAUGGUGAACCAGGACCUCAGGGACCUCAGGGGCCUCAGGGGCCCGCGGGGUUCCCAGGGGAGCAGGGCGAGCUCGGCCCCAAAGGAGAUAAGGGAGAUCCAGGACUGGGAUCACCUGGACCUCCUGGGCCUCCUGGGCCUCCGGGACGAGCCACGUCUGCGGAGGGCUCAGGGUUCGACUUUGACAGUGAUGCAGAGAUUUUCAGAGACAACCGAGCAGCCACUCCCUUAACCAUCUCAGAUGAUGAUGUUCAGGACAACCGAGCAGCUACUCCCUUAACCAUCUCAGAGGACGAUCUGGAGGACAACCGAGCAGCUACUCCCUUAACCAUCUCAGAGGACGAUCUGGAGGACAACCGAGCAGCUACUCCCUUAACCAUCUCAGAUGAUGAUGUUCAGGACAACCGAGCAGCUACUCCCUUAACCAUCUCAGAUGAUGAUGUUCAGGACAACCGAGCAGCUACUCCCUUAACCAUCUCAGAUGAUGAUCUGGAGGACAACCGAACAGCUACUCCCUUAACCAUCUCAGAAGACGAUGUUCAGGACAACCGAGCAGCUACUCCCUUAACCAUCUCAGAAGACGAUGUUCAGGACAACCGAGCAGCUACUCCCUUAACCAUCUCAGAGGACGAUCUUGAGGACAACCGAACAGCUACUCCCUUAACCAUCUCAGAGGACGAUCUGGAGGACAACCGAGCAGCUACUCCCUUAACCAUCUCAGAGGACGAUCUGGAGGACAACCGAACAGCUACUCCCUUAACCAUCUCAGAUGAUGAUGUUCAGGACAACCGAGCAGCUACUCCCUUAACCAUCUCAGAUGAUGAUGUUCAGGACAACCGAGCAGCUACUCCCUUAACCAUCUCAGAUGAUGAUCUGGAGGACAACCGAACAGCUACUCCCUUAACCAUCUCAGAAGACGAUGUUCAGGACAACCGAGCAGCUACUCCCUUAACCAUCUCAGAAGACGAUGUUCAGGACAACCGAGCAGCUACUCCCUUAACCAUCUCAGAGGACGAUCUUGAGGACAACCGAGCAGCUACUCCCUUAACCAUCUCAGAGGACGAUCUUGAGGACAACCGAACAGCUACUCCCUUAACCAUCUCAGAGGACGAUCUUGAGGACAACCGAGCAGCUACUCCCACUUCCGAUGAAUAUGUGGAGCACAACAGAGCUGCUACUCCCUCUGCUAACAUGGCUAGCCCCAUAGUGUCUGCUGAUCUGCGCAGAGAGAAGUAUUGA
Messenger RNA from Knipowitschia caucasica, 1869 nucleotides. The record is from the annotation of a GenBank genome assembly. Lineage: Eukaryota; Metazoa; Chordata; Actinopteri; Gobiiformes; Gobiidae.